Molecule: messenger RNA, 2763 nt
Organism: Salvia splendens (bonfire salvia)
Lineage: Eukaryota; Viridiplantae; Streptophyta; Magnoliopsida; Lamiales; Lamiaceae
Product: kinesin-like protein KIN-14S
Exons: 13
Coding region: 108-2435 (775 amino acids)
Biological process (GO): microtubule-based movement
Cellular component (GO): microtubule cytoskeleton
Molecular function (GO): microtubule binding; ATP binding; microtubule motor activity
Source: RefSeq, a predicted model, not a curated record
UUCCAUAUCUCUUUCACCAUUCCUCUCUCUCUUAAUCAUUCUUUGUGUUCUACCUCUUCGAUCUCCACUCAAUUUCACAAACUGAGACGUUUACUCUAACUGCGAUCAUGGACGAUCGAGCUCUGGAAACCCUUUGUUCCAGUUUUAAUCAGUGUAUAACUCUAUCCCGUUGUAAUGCUGAUCAAUCGAUUGAGUCACCACAGGAAUGUUCAGGAUGUGAAGGUAAUUGCGAUUCAGUGGGUGCCGGUGUUUCUUCUGAUGAUACUCAGGAAGCAUGUUCACAGACUCUUCCAAUUUUUCGCAAAAUUGAAGGUCUUAGCAACAGACUUCAGAGUAUCAGAGAAGAACAUGCACGCCUGAGUAAUGAAGUAAAGAGCAUCACUAUUGAUUCUUUACUUGGGUCUGAAGCUUUCACUGCUCUUGAGAAUCUGAGUGUGGAACAUGAACUUCUAAAGAAUAAGUACCAUGAAGAGUGUGAUUUACUGAAGAAGAAGUAUCUCCAAGAAUGCUCGGAAAGAAAGAAGCUUUACAAUGAAGUGAUUGAACUCAAAGGAAAUAUUAGGGUCUUCUGUAGAUGCAGGCCACUGAAACAAGAUGAGACUGAGAAAGGCUCCACAUCAGUUGUUGAUUUUGACUCAUCUCAGGAGAAUGAGCUCCAGAUGAUUUGCUCCGAUUCUUCCAAAAAACAAUUCAAAUUUGACUACGUGUUCAGACCUGAGGACAACCAAGAGGCUGUCUUUGACCAAACUAUGCCUAUAGUUACCUCCGUCUUGGAUGGUUACAAUGUAUGCAUAUUUGCCUAUGGACAAACAGGCACCGGAAAGACAUACACCAUGGAAGGAACUCCAGACAAUAGAGGAGUAAACUAUCGCACCCUGGAAGAGCUCUUUAGGAUAUCCAAGGAAAGGAGCUGUGUGAUGAGAUAUGAAUUGUUUGUUAGCAUGUUGGAGGUCUACAAUGAAAAGAUAAGGGAUCUUCUGGUUGAGAACCCGAACCAACCUGCAAAGAAGUUGGACAUAAAACAAUCAGCUGAGGGUACUCAGGAAGUCCCUGGACUGGUUGAAGCUCGUGUUUAUGAUACAGAUGGAGUUUGGAGUCUGCUUAAAUCAGGAAGUCAAGUAAGAUCUGUUGGGUCAACCAAUGCCAAUGAGUUCAGUAGCAGAUCUCACUGCUUGUUGCGGGUAGCUGUAGUGGGAGAAAAUAUAAUAAACGGGCAAAGAACAAGAAGCCAUUUAUGGCUGGUUGACCUGGCAGGAAGUGAGCGUGUUGGUAGAAUCGAAGUUGAAGGUGAAAGACUGAAGGAGUCUCAAUUCAUAAAUAAAUCCUUAGCAGCAUUGGGAGAUGUUAUCUCAGCCCUAGCCUCAAAGAGUUCUCAUGUUCCUUACAGGAACUCGAAGCUUACUCAUAUGCUGCAAAGUUCCCUAGGUGGAGAUUGUAAAACUUUGAUGUUCGUUCAAAUUAGCCCGAAUUCGGCUGACCUUGGAGAAACUCUUUGCUCCUUGAAUUUUGCCAGCCGUGUCCGAGGAGUUGAACAUGGGCCUGCCCGGAGACAGACAGAUCAUGCAGAGCUUUUGAAAUACAAGCAGCUUGCAGAAAAGGUAAAACAAGAUGAGAAGGAAGCCAAGAAGUUGCAGGAUAACGUGCAGGCUUUGCAGUUAAGGCUUGCUGCUAGAGAACAUAUCUGUAAAAAUCUUCAAGAUAAGGUUCGAGAUCUCGAGGCUCAAUUAGCUGAGGAAAGGAAAACAAGGAUAAAACAGGAAAACAGAGCUUUGGCCUCGCUUGCUACUCAAUCAACAGUAACAUCAAACCAAGCAGAGAAGAGCUCAACUGCAGAUAAAAAGAAACCACCAUUGGGCCCAUCACUAAGGUUGCCACUUAGAAGACUCACAAACCUCAUGCCACCAGCUCCUGCAAACAAGAAGAGUAUGAUGUCCUAUCUCCCUGCUGUUAGAGAAGACAAAGAAAAUGUCUCGAGAGAAAACAAGGGGAAACAAGUUUUGAAAGCAAGACGAGGUUCCAUGGCUGUAAGACCACCUCCAGGAACGACAACAGGUCAAGUUUUCCAACCUAAAAGAAGAGCAUCAGUUGCAACUUUCCGGCCCGAAUCCAACUCAAGCAUGGCAACUCCACUUCAAAAAUCUUCUUCUAGAAUGAUGAGGAAUGAGCGUGCCAUGGGCCGGCAAUCAUUUGUUUGGGAUCCACAAAGAGUUUGGAGAACUUCAAGAGUGUCUUCCCCGUUGCCACAGUCGAGAGAGGCAAUAGAAGCAACACCCAUUGGCCCCAGAAGUAGUAAAUUUAGAGGAAGUCCUCCUUCGCAGGUCCCUGGGUCAUGGAAGCCUAAGCAUCCAACAGUGGUAGCACUGCAAAAGAAAGUGGUUUGGAGUCCGCUGAAACUGAGAGGCAUGAAAAAUAAGAGAAAUUCUAUGAUGUCUUGAAGAACCGUGGCCAAAUACGACGUUCAUUAUAUCUCAUGUGGCUUCAUUUUUUGUGCCAGUGUGUAAUGCUUCCUGCUUACACUUGCUGGGUUCCAUACACUGUCCAGGCAUGAGUGCUGCUAUACAUAUUCUUUUUGAAAUGCAUACACUGACUGCAUACUUGUAUCUGUUAGAUUGCUCUUAUAGUAUUGUUAGUGGGAGAUUAAAAGCAUCUUUUGUUUUGACUCCACAUCUCCAUUGGAUAACAGGAUCAGAUUAAUUGCUAUAUCACCUGACGUUUCAUGUUGUACAAACUGAUGAAUAAAUAAAUCUAUCAAUUUCAUGAAAA